This is a messenger RNA of Thunnus maccoyii (southern bluefin tuna), 4271 nucleotides long. RefSeq names its product DDB1 and CUL4 associated factor 8 (gene dcaf8). The transcript is spliced from 13 exons. The coding region runs from base 308 to 2140 and encodes 610 amino acids. Lineage: Eukaryota; Metazoa; Chordata; Actinopteri; Scombriformes; Scombridae. The record is from RefSeq and is a predicted model, not a curated record. Gene Ontology annotation, molecular function: protein binding. Gene Ontology annotation, cellular component: cytoplasm; Cul4-RING E3 ubiquitin ligase complex.
CGGAAAUGGAACUACAAAAAACAGAAGCUGAACCGUCAAAACAUAAACAGAGCAGUCAACCUUGUUUGAACGCAGCAAGAGCCUGUUUAUAUAGUCUGUCUUUUACCAAAAAGCUUUAUGCACGCAUUCCUAAUGUCGUGUGUUUUCCGUCAGAGAAUUCUUAGUCGAGGCACUUAGCUCAAUUGCUAAGUUGUGAGGAGGGGAAAAUCAAUCUGCAGUAAAGAUUAGGACUAAACUAAGAAGUACGCCUCGUCGGGCCUUCGAGUAGAGGUUCUCCCUCUGGUCGACGUAGGACAAAAGAGACAGAAUGGCAGAGGCUGACAGCAAAUCCACAGUGCUUAACGGUGGGUCUGAAGAAAAAGAACCAGGAGAAGAUCAACACAAGGAAGGAGAUGCCUCUGGAAGCAAAGAGGGUCAAACACAGUCUUCCCAGGAUGGUCCCAAAGAAACAAGAGAGGCGUCUGGAGACAAGCCUAUGCCAGAUGUGGAAGGAGAGACAGGAGCAAACCAAGAGGGAGAGGAGGAAGAGGACACGGACAGCAUGGAUGGCAGCGGCCUCUACUCCCUGACUGAAGAUGGAGAAAGAGAGAGUGAGGGAGGCAGACGAGAGAGGGCAAAGGAAAAAGAUGGUGGGAAAAGGGCAGCUAGAAAGAGAAACAGACCCGGCGGUGGCAACAACCACUCCUCCAGCUCUGAUGAGGAUGAGGAUGAGGAGGAGGACGAAGAACAGAAAGAUGAGGAAGAUGACGAUGAGGCUAUGGAGGCAUGGCUGGGAGCAGAGCUCCGUGAUCUGCGUGGGCCCAUAUGGCGGGCAGUACCCUCGCUGCGCUCCAGAGAGAUCGGAAGGGACUCACACCAGUUUGUGAGGCGUGUGUGUGGAGCCCGCGGACUCGUGCAGAGGCUGGAGCUCCAGGGCCGACUGGAGAGGCACACGGGCUGCGUCAACACAUUGCACUUCAACCCCUCAGGCACACGCCUGGCAUCAGGCAGCGAUGACCUGCGAGUGGUGAUCUGGGACUGGGCCAUCCGUCGUGCUGAGCUGGAGUUUGAUAGCGGCCACAAGAGCAAUGUCUUUCAGGCAAAGUUCCUGCCUCACAGCGGAGACUCCACCUUGGCCAUGUGUGCUAGAGAUGGUCAGAUCAGAGUGGCUGAGCUCUCUGCCACCCAGCGCUGCAAGAACACCAAGCGGGUAGCACAGCACAAAGGGGCAGCACAUAAGCUGGCCCUCGAGCCAGAUUCCCCCUGCUCCUUUCUGUCUGCUGGAGAGGAUGCUGUUGUGUUUGGUAUUGACCUGCGUCUAGAUCGUCCCGCCAAUAAGCUGGUGGUUGUAAAGGAGGGUGACAAAAAAGUGGGGCUGUACACCAUCUUUGUCAACCCAGCAAAGACACACCACUUUGCUGUGGGCGGGAGAGAUCAGUAUGUGAGGAUCUAUGACCAGAGGAAGAUUAAUGAGAACGAUAAUAACGGUGUACUGAAAAAGUUUUGUCCUUCACAUCUGGUAUCCAGCGAGUCCAAAACCAACAUAACCUGCCUCGUGUACAGCCACGAUGGCACAGAGCUCCUGGCCAGCUACAACGACGAGGACAUCUACCUGUUUGACUCCAACCACAGUGACGGGGCAGACUAUCGCAGGAGAUAUAAGGGACACCGCAAUAAUGCCACAGUGAAGGGUGUGAACUUCUACGGGCCCUGCAGUGAGUUUGUGGUCAGUGGCAGUGACUGUGGACACAUUUACUUGUGGGACAAGUACUCUGCUCGCAUCGUCCAGUUUAUGGAGGGAGACAGAGGAGGAGUGGUGAACUGUUUGGAGCCACAUCCUCAUCUGCCAGGAAUGGCCACCAGUGGCCUGGAUCAUGAUAUCAAGCUGUGGGCCCCCACUGCCGAGACCCCCACAGGACUCAAGGGCUUAAAAGAGGUGAUGAAGAAAAACAAGCGGGAGCGCGAUGAGGACAGCAUGCGGCACGGCGACCAGUACGACACCCAGCUGUUGUGGUUCCUGAUGAGACACAUGAGAAACAGACGGCCCCCGAGGGCCCGCCGUGAGGGUGCAGACGCAGACACGGAUGAGUCCUGGAGCUCUCCAGAUUCCUCUGAUGAAGAGGAAGGAGGUCCAGACCAUGUCCAGUGCAUGUCCUCCUGAGCCACACACAUACAUACAUACACACACACACACACACACACACAUAUACAUGCAUACAUACAUAUACACACACACUUUAUUGCCCUUGAAUUGAUGCACAUAGGCAAGCACUAUUGACACACUGGCACAAUCAAACACUGAUGAGCCACAGACUUGUUUUUUUUUUUCUUUUUUUUUUUGGUUUAUUUUUACACACACAUACUCACACAUAUAAACACAUACAUUUACUUAAACAUACUGUUGAGGCAGAGUGACAAGAGAUGCUUAACGCCUGGUUUCCCAGCAGUUACAAGUGUGAAAAGGCAGACUACAGAGUGCAUACACGCUUCCAGAAUCCUGAUUUUUUUUUUUUUGACAGUUGUAUGAAGAGGUCUAGUGAGUGCUUACAUCCCUAUAAAUAACUUGGAGGCCCCCUGUGUGUCCAUACAUUAUCUAUUUGCUCUACCUAGCCCCGGAAAGAUGUACUGUGCGUGUAUGGCAACAAGCACCUCCACUUUUACGCACCCUGUAGUAAGCUAUACAUCACCAGCACACAAUCUGUCCCCCUCUCUCUUAGUAACACACCUCUUGCUCUCCACCUCGACCUUUCUGUGCUGAAGAAGAGGGGUUCCGCAGGGAGGAAGGGCCUAGAAUCGCAACCCUCAAACCAUCCCCGAAAUGUGACUUCCUUUAAGAUUUGAACUUUGAGAGGGAAACUCCCCCCCCAGUGGCCCUCACCGCAUCACCCCCCAGUCUCUCAUACUGAUUUCUGGCCCUGAAGCUUGAGCAGCUAGUCGCAUUUAUCACACGUUUGCUCUCCGAGGACUACUAAAUCUCUACAUGCUGCACCACCCUACAUGCUGCCCUCAGCUACUCCCUCCCCUCCUCUUUUCCAUCACCCUCCCCUCACUACUGGGUGCACUUUGAAUCAGGGAUGCUUUAGUUUGAGACACAGACAAAAACGUGCACUAAGUAUGUGAUUUUCAGGGGGGAAGGGCCGUUGUCUUGUACGAUGCUUGUAUCUCUCAUUGGAAAAAUCCACAGUGAAAUUUAGUUGAUUUUUUCUUUUGUUGUUGUUGUUUUGAGUGGGGGGAUAUUUUUUGCACUUGAGCGUUUCUUGACUGAACUCCAGCCAAAAGGAAGGAGGUUUCUUUUGCUUCCACCAGCCUUUUCCUCCUCCUUCCAUCCUGGCAUCUGUCUUUGACAGGAAAUCUCCAGUUCACCUCUUUCAGUGAACAUAAAAAUGCAGAGAUAGCAGGUGUUCAGCAUGUGCAUAGGAUAUAAGGACUGAUUAUGGGCUCUGGUGGGGGACUGUGUGAUUUUUUUUUUUUUUAGAGCCAGAACCGACCUGGAUCAAAUUGCAAUUGAAACGCUGCCCAUGAGCCAAUUGAGAUAGGAGUGAUAAAGGGCUGCAGUUGUUUUUGUGGUUCCUUAAGCGUCUCAAAUCAAUUGCUUAAUUAUAUUUUUCAGAUAAAACGUUUGAACCAGGUCGGCCAGCACACCGCUCAUGAGGAAUCCUCUGUCUGUGCUGUUUUAACAUUGGCUCAAAGAGGAGGACAGGGGGGCAUCGGGGUCAAUUAUGCUUGCCAGUCAUUUGUUGUGUGAGAGCGAUAAAGUCCAGCUUUUCUCAUUUUCUAUGAGAACUCUAGUUAGUAGAAUUUAUAUGUACAUAUAUAAAUAUAUAUUAAAACUGUAAAAAAAAAAAAAAAAAUCAACUUUAGCAAAUGCUGUUUGACUUUAAAAAAAAAGAUGUCAAAACAUUUGAUUGGUAUUGAUGCAGAGGUUUAUAUUCUAUAUGAGGACAAAGUACUUUUGAAAUUCAGAGCAAAAAAGUUGACUUGAGGCACCAUUUGUGUUCAGUUUUUCCUUUACGAAUGACAUCCCUCUGUUAUGAACAGAACCGCUGUCAUUUCAAGUAUUGAAGUUUUGAAUCUCUUUCUUGUUCAAGAAAAAAAAAUCAGUAUUUCCUUUAUAGAUCUUGAUCCAUCAUUUGAAACAGUUGAAUCCAGAUUUUCCCACUGGCUAUUUUUGGCAUCUUGUAUACAUAAUAAGGCUUUUGAUGAACAAUUUUUUUCCACCACUGCCUAAAAUUGCGUUCUACCAGUUCAGUUGGAAAUAUGUACAAUUCGUGCAAUAAACAAAAAAGACAGUG